Molecule: messenger RNA, 5624 nt
Organism: Parasteatoda tepidariorum (common house spider)
Lineage: Eukaryota; Metazoa; Arthropoda; Arachnida; Araneae; Theridiidae
Gene: Top1
Product: DNA topoisomerase 1
Biological process (GO): DNA topological change; DNA replication; chromosome segregation
Cellular component (GO): nucleolus; chromosome
Molecular function (GO): DNA topoisomerase type I (single strand cut, ATP-independent) activity; DNA binding
Source: RefSeq, a predicted model, not a curated record
GGGAAAGAAAUACUUGCUCAAUCCAGUCUACGUCCGGGGUUUUGACGUCACGCGCAUGAGCAUUAAUGUUUCUUUUGGACUUAGUCUCACGCUAACAUAAAUUGCAUUGUUCACUGUUGAAUUCAUUUAUUAGUUAAGAUUUAUAAAAAAUGAAUGAAGUUGGAAGCGAUUUCUAUUCAUCUAGCCAGAGUCCAACGACACCGGUUUCGUCUGUGCCCAACGAUAUUUCAGCUCGUCCAUGCGGUGAUACACUAAAAACAAUGAACCCUACUCCUAAUGGCUAUAGCAGUGUUCCCAAUCACAAACCAAAGGUAGAAGGGCAAGAGGUUGUAAAAAAACAGCAUCACGACUCCAGCAAAAACUCCGAUCAUCACAAACAUAGUUCCGAUCACGUCAAAAAGAAAGAAAGUGAUCAUUCAUCAUCAAAAUCCAAAGAAUCUUCCAAAGACAGUUCCAAGCACGACUCAAAAGAACAUCACAAAGAGAAAAAACAUAAAGAGCAUUCUCAUAAAGAACAUUCUAAAACCAAAGAUGGCAGUAGCAAGCAUUCUGAAUCGUCUAACCAUAGCUCGGCAAAAAAAGAAGACAAGGUGAAAUCUGACUCUGUUAAAAAAGAGCAUAGCAGUAGUUCGAGUGAAAAGCCAAAAUCUGAUAAUUUUAAAGAAAAUGAAAAAAUUAAGAAUGGUUCAAAGGAGUCCAAACACAAAGAAUCAAAAGAUAAACAUAAAGAUAAGCACAAGGACAAAUCCCAUAAGGAUAAGAGUAGCUCUAAAUCAAAUGAGAGUGAAGCAAAAGAAAAGGUAAAAGAAAAACAUAGUGAUCACAAAGAAAAACACAGUGAAAAAAGCAAAGAGAAACAUAAAGAUAAGCAUGGUGAAAAAAGCAAAGAGAAGCAUAGUGAUAAGCAUAAGAGUGAGAAGAAUAAGGAAAGUGAGAAACAUAAAGACAGUGAAAAGCACAAACAUGGUGAAAAACACAAAGAUAAAGCUGUUAAAGUGAAAACUGAAGAUUCUGUUGUAGGUAGUCCAUCUAAUAAUUCCGUUUCCAAAAGUAAAGUGAAAGAAGAGCCUAUGAGUGAAGAUGAAAUGCCUUUAUCUCAGCAUAUUGAAAUGAGCAAUUCAAUAAAAAGAGAACUAGAUGAAUCAGAAGAUGAGAAGCCCAAGCCAAAGAAAAAAGUGAAAGCUGAAAAGAAAAGAAAAGCUGAUAGUGAUGACGAGGAUGAUGAGGACUAUGGUUCAAAAAAACCUGUGAAGAAAGUCAAGAAAGAAAAAGUUGAAAAACCAGUUAAAGGCAAAGCUAAAGUUAAAGUAGAGCCUGAAACAUUUAGUCCCAAAAAGAAAGGGAAAAAAGAAGAGGAACAAGAUGUGUGGAAAUGGUGGGAAGAAGAAAAGCUGGAGGAUGGAAUUAAGUGGAAAACAUUAUCACAUAUGGGACCAGUGUUUGCUCCUCCAUAUGAAAGAGUUCCAAAAAAUGUGAAGUUUUAUUACGAUGGUAAACACAUGGUUCUAAGUGAAGUAGCCGAAGAAGUUGCCGGUUUUUAUGGAAGAAUGCUUGACCAUGAAUAUACUUCUAAAGAAGUUUUUAAUACUAAUUUUUUUAAGGAUUGGAGGAAGGUGAUGACCCCUGAAGAAAAAGAGAUCCUUAAAGAUCUUUCUAAGUGCAACUUCAAUGACUUCAAUGUUUAUUACAAACGAAAAUCAGAAGAAAGGAAGGCUAUGACAAAGGAAGAAAAACUUGCAAUAAAAAAAGAAAAUGAAGAACUUACUGCUAAAUAUGGUUUUUGCAUCAUUGAUGGUCACAAACAAAAAAUAGGCAACUUUAAAAUUGAACCACCUGGUCUUUUCAGAGGCCGUGGAGAACAUCCCAAAAUGGGAAUGCUGAAACGUCGCAUAGAAGCUGAAGAUAUUUUAAUUAAUAUUGGAAAGGAAGCAAAAGUUCCUGAACCUCCUCCUGGCCAUAAAUGGAAAGAAGUUCGUCAUGACAACACAGUCUCUUGGCUUGCUAGUUGGAAUGAAAAUAUUCUUGGCUCAACUAAGUACAUUAUGUUGAAUCCAAGCUCAAAAUUAAAGGGAGAAAAAGAUUGGCAAAAAUAUGAAACAGCUCGUAAACUUAAAUCCCAUGCUCAUCGCAUAAGAGAAGAGUAUACCAGAGAUUUUAAGUCGAAGGAAAUGAGAGUCAGACAGCGAGCUGUUGCUCUGUAUUUUAUUGACAAACUUGCAUUGAGAGCUGGUAAUGAGAAAGAUGAAGAUACUGCUGACACAGUAGGCUGUUGCUCAUUGCGAGUUGAACAUAUUACUUUAGACGAUGAAAAAGAUGGCCAAGAAUAUGUUGUUACUUUUGAUUUUCUUGGUAAAGAUUCUAUAAGGUAUUAUAAUUCUGUAGCUGUAGAGAAGAGAGCUUACAAGAAUUUGAAACUUUUUAUGGAAAAUAAGCAGCCUGGUGAUGAUUUGUUUGAUCGUCUCAAUACAUCCAUUCUUAACAAGUAUCUUAAUGAUCUCAUGGAAGGCUUAACUGCCAAGGUCUUCCGUACAUAUAAUGCAUCCAAAACUUUGCAAGAGCAACUGGAUCUUUUAACUAAGGAGGACAUGUCUAUACCCGAAAAAAUUUUGGCAUAUAAUAGAGCUAAUAGAGAAGUUGCCAUCCUGUGUAACCAUCAACGUGCUGUACCCAAAGGCUUCGACAAAUCUAUGGAAAACUUAAAAACAAAAAUUGAUGACAAAGAAAGACAAAUUAAAGAUUUUAAGAAAGAGCUUAAGGAAGCAAAGCAAGCUGCCAAAAAUGGAAACUCAAAAGAUAAAAUGCUUUUUGACAAGAAAAAGAAACGACUUGCCCAACUUGAAGAUCAACUAAAAAAAUUGGAAAUCCAAGCUACAGAUCGUGAAGAAAAUAAACAGAUAGCACUGGGGACAUCUAAGCUAAAUUAUUUGGAUCCAAGAAUCAGUGUUGCCUGGUGCAAAAAGUAUGGUGUCCCCAUUGAGAAAGUCUACAACAAAACACAAAGAGACAAAUUUAGAUGGGCAAUUGAAAUGGCAGGCCCAGAUUACAAGUUUUGAUGUAAAUUUGUCAGCCUCCUUCAUAAUCGUAUAUGGGGCUGACUUUGAGUUAGCUGUAAAUGAAAAGUGUCUUGCCUUUCAUCUGUGUGUUGUAUUAUGGAUCACUCGUUUAGCCAUAUAGUAACUGUAGAAAAACUUGCAUUUUACAGGCACCAUUCCAUAUUUGUUGCCUAAACUGCCUGUGUCAGCUAACUUUUUUUGCAAUUCCAAAGGGUUUGGACCUUGGAAGAAUUCAUGAAUUCUUCUUUUUAUUUGGAAGAGGACGUUUAUGUGUCAUUGCAACAUUCCCAAAUCAAUGAAUAUGGGAAGUGUUCAUCAAUCAUCGAUUAUGAACUGUGAGCAUGCCUAUUUUUAAUUUACAUUUUGUUCAUGCGGUUAAUUUUGUGUUGCAAAGAAAAAUAAUAAACAAAAACAUUCUUAAAUAUUGAAAUAAAACAUAUCUCAAGCCAAUGAUUAUCAUCCAUAAUUGUAUUUAAAUCUGUUGAAAAUAAAUCAUCUUUCUGAUUCCUAAAGUUCUGUGAAAAUUAUUAUUACUGAAGUAUUUUCAGUGUAUUUAGUAUGUCAUAACUAAUCAAUGUAACAAUACUUUUAAUUGUUAUGGUAAAUAGUGGGAAAAGUUUUUAAGAAUUAAAUGUCGUAUUUCUGUUGAAAUUGUUUAGCAUCACCAUUGUAACAACAAUCUAUUGUCCUUAAAUCCUUUUCUGCUUUGAAAAAAUGGAUUGUUUUUGUAUAUUACAUAAUUUUGAAAAAUUGAAUGUGUUCUAUUUAUUAUCUAUGUAUUUUGGGAUUUAAAACUGUUACCAAUGUGUUGUCUAAUUUAUUUUUAGUAUUUUUAUUAGUUUUCUUUAGUUAUUUACUUUUUUUAUGAUUAAUUGUAAAUUGCUUCACAGACAUAUUUAAUCAUAUAAAACCAGAGUAGCUGCUCAUUUUUAUAUUGUUUCUGUUAUCAUGCACGUCUAAACAUUUGUUAUAUAAUUGUAGUACUUUUUUUCUCAUUAAUUUCGCUACAUUUAUUUCAAUGUAUUGUCUAUCUUAAAUUUUUACCUUCAUGACUUUUAAAUAAUGCUUUCGACAAAGGAUGCAGUUAAAGUUUGCUAGUUAGCUACAAAUUUUAAAUAUUUUUUUUUCACUGAGAAACUUGCUGAUAAUAACUUAAUAUAAUUAUAUAUAUUUUUAUUUUAUAUCCAUAUAUUGUGACAGAAUUAAAAAAUUCUUACUUUUACCUGUAAGUUUAAAAUUUUUGUAAUUUAGGAUGUACUUUUGAAUGACUACUUAACAAGAUUGAUAUACCUUUAGAAGAUUACAACCUCAAGAGGAUGCUAUGUCACUGAAGAAACAGAUCAAAUAAUGUUUCGCAUGAUAAAAAAUUUUGUCAAAAUUCAAAUCGAUUAUUGAAAUAUUACUUCCAUACUCUAUCAGUGCUGAACUAUUGUCGACCUGAGUUUCAGGUACCCCCACUUUACAAAACAGGGCCUGUGCUAAGCAUUUUCCACCUUGUUAAAUACUAUAAAAUUGUAAAUUCUAUUGUAUUUGCGAAAGUAUUGGCAAACAAUUACCUAUUGGUAACUACACCCGAAAAAAUCUGGGAAGUCUUGUAUUUGCUCAUCCGUGAGGAAAACUGUCAGUUAUACCCAGAAAAUAAAUCAGACAGCUAUUUUCAUCAUUUCCUACUUAUGACGUCACAUAAAAAUUUCUGCUUUUGCACAUUGUGUGAGAGUUUGAUUUUACCACCGCAUGGAAAGUGGUGUUUUUUAGUUUUAUUCGGCUAACUUUCCUGUUACGUUACUGCAUGAACUGGGUAGUUAACACAAGUUUAUAGAUGUGCAAAAGGCAUGUUCUUCCCCACCGGGAAAAUGACUUUCAUUUUGAAAAAUGUUAGUGUUUUCCCUUUCAAAAUUUUUCGGGUCCCCCAGAACUAGCAGGGUUGCCAAAAUUGCGAUCGAUUUUUAAAAAUUAGUGUACAAAAAACGCAAUUCCACAUAAGCAAGAACACUGCGUAAUCUUAAAUAUCUUGUCUUAAUUUGUUUGCAUUUUAAUAAAAAAAAAUUUUAAGCAUUUGGAACUUCAAAGUUUACUCUGAUUUAGCCAAAAUCACUUUUUCUACACUUUUAUUUGCUUAUGAAGGAAAAAGAGAUUUUAUCAUGAAGAAUGUUUCUUGGGUAUAGUGUCCUCUUAGUUCGUUGGAUUAUAAAGUAAAUGAAUCGUAAACAUAAAUAAGCAAUUUUGGAGCUUCAUCUGUAAAUCAAUAGUUUGUAGUAUUUUAUAUGCUGAUGCAAUAUUUAAAUUAUGUUAUUAAGCAUGAAAAUCAGUUAUUUAAAUUUUAUUUAUUUAUUUUCUGUACAGAAUGUUGGAAGAAACUUCUUUUUUUUUUUAUACAUAAGUGAUGAAAUGAUUGUAAAAAUGAUCAGAUGUUACCUCACUUAAUGUAAAAUACAAUGUAAGCACUCAAGUGUAAAAGACAAAUGCACUUGACCUGUAGAUCUUAUGAUUUUUAUGAAACAGUGAAUGAUGUGAUUGUGGCAAUGUAAGCUGUUAAACUGAGAUUGUAUAAUAAAACUAUGAACUUUUAAA